Molecule: messenger RNA, 2730 nt
Organism: Chelonoidis abingdonii (Abingdon island giant tortoise)
Lineage: Eukaryota; Metazoa; Chordata; Testudines; Testudinidae
Product: olfactory receptor 5G9-like
Biological process (GO): G protein-coupled receptor signaling pathway
Cellular component (GO): membrane
Molecular function (GO): olfactory receptor activity; G protein-coupled receptor activity
Source: RefSeq, a predicted model, not a curated record
CCAACAUCAUUUAUUGGCUCUCUAUUUUUGCCUAUUCUUUUUUUUCAAUAUCAAUCAAAUGAAAGACUCUCCUAUUGUCUCUGGUGAAGUGGCUGUUCUCUUGAUACUAAUAACUUUGUGCUGAAAUCUUUCAAGUCCAUGACACUAAGUGAUCAGCUGCUCUUUACAUUGUUACUUCAAAGCUCUCACAUAUUUCAUCUCCAAGGCUGUUUGCUGCUUUUUUCUCUUCAAAUGAUUUUUCUCAUAUUCAUCCAGGAGGCUGGUAUCUCAAUAUAAAACCGUAGUCUUCUGUUUUAACAUUCAUGGAGGUUCUUGAAGAUAGAAAGUUUUCCAAUGAUUCAUAUGUUCAUAUGGCUUGAUGCUAAACCAAAAAGCUGCUACUGUAACUGUAGCAUAAAUUAUAUAAUUGUACUGGCUAAUUCUUGUUGUUUUUUCUCCAGUUUCCUUGACCAUUUCAUUAAGUGCUUUCAUUGUAUUAUCCAGCGCGUAAUGGUCUACAAAUUUCACAGUUGGUAGGGCUGAUGCUCAAUGUCUCAUCGGCUCUGCAUGAUCUUGAUCAACAAAUCCUUCAGAUUUUCUGUGCUUUCUUCAGGUGCUUUUUCACUCAUAUUUGUCCUCACAUUUACUUCUAUUUAAUGGCUUCUGUUUAUCCUAUGUCACUGCUCCCACCAAAACAUUUGUACAUAGUUCUACAUGACUGAUCUCCGUUUUCAGGCUUUCAAUCUUCAUUUGUGUAAAUUCUCUUCUUUGGAAUGAAGCUCUCAGUUGUGCAGUAAGUCUAUGUUCGGUCAUUUCUUUCUCGGUGUUGUUGUUUCUCUCCUCCCAGCGUUGGAGCAUUUGUUUGCUCCAGGCUCUCUCUUCUGGUUUUGUCAAAAAACAACUGCAGAUCACUUCUUGGUUUAUAAGACAAAUCCUUUUCACUCUGUUGUCACAAAUGAUCUCUGGUUGUUUGGACAGUUGUAUGAUUCAUGAGGUUGCCCACCUCCACUCAAAACACUCUCCUGGGGAGGAGGCUGUCAUCCAGAUAUGGUCUUCUGAGGCCCACUUUAGAGGUAACUGAUAAUUAUUAUGAAUGCCAUAUUCUCCAUACUGGUUUGGGUUGUCAGGCUAUAUACCCUGUUGGUUAGAAAACCAGAAUUUUUAGACCUCACAGAUUUCUUCCUCUUCUGGAAUUCUAGAGAUUUUAAUAGGGAUCAAUCCAAUAAGAUACUGCAGAUACUAUAUUAUGUAGUUUCCAUCCAAUAUUUUUAGAAUUGAGCAGAGUUUCUAUGAGUACCAGUGGGGACUGAUCCUGGGAUUUUGGGGACUAAAGUGGUAAUUUGGCACCAAAGUCCUUUUCUACAUCUAGUCCAUUUUUGUCUAUUUUAAACACACAUUUUAUAGGAUGUAGUAGGCCUCUUUACAUUUAUCCUACUGAUCACAUGAUCUCCACAGGCCAUUUCAAUUUACUUGUGUGUUAAUUUUAUUUUUUCCAGUCUGACAGGUCAGUUUUCCUGAGUAAGGAUCCAUGGGAAAUCAAACCGAAGUGACUGAAUUUAUUAUCCUGGGACUUUCCAAUGACCCACAAAUGCAGAUUUUCCUCUUCCUGGUGUUUUUAGUUGUCUACCUAAUCACGCUUUUGGCAAAUAUGGUGAUCAUGCUGGUGAUAAGGGCUGAUCCUCACCUUCACACCCCAAUGUACUUCUUCCUAUCUCAUUUAUCUUUUGUUGAUAUCUGCUAUUCCUCAGCCAUUGUCCCUAAGAUGUUGGUGCAUUUCUUAGCAGAGCACAAAACCAUUUCUGUCAAUAGCUGCAUUACACAGAUGUUCUUCAUCUUCCUGCUAGCUGUUACAGAAGGUUGUAUUCUCUCAGCAAUGGCUUAUGACCGCUACGCUGCCAUCUGUGACCCAUUACAUUACAUGGAUACAAUGAGCAAAGGGAUCUGUUUUCAGCUGGUGAGUGGUGCAUGGGCAAUAGGCUUCAUAGAUGCCCUGUUUAACACUGUUUUUGCCCUCAAGCUGCAUUUCUGUGGGCCCAAUCAAAUCAACCAUUUCAUCUGUGAGCUCCCUCAUCUAUUACGUCUGUCCUGCACUGAGACCCUCACCAAUCAAGUGAUGCUUUUUACUUCUGUUGUCAUACUUGGAUCAAGCUCCUUUUUCUUCACCCUGAUCUCCUACAUUCAUAUCAUCUCCACCAUCCUGAGGAUACGUUCUGCGGAGGGCAGGCGUAAAGCCUUCUCCACCUGCAGCUCCCACCUUAUUGUGGUUGGUUUGUUGUACUUGACAGUUUUUUUCCAGUACACCAAACCCAACUCAGUCUCAUCUGUGGUUCUGGAUGAAAUGUUCUCCAUCCAGUACAGCAUCUUGACUCCCAUGUUAAACCCCAUCAUCUACAGCCUGAAAAACAAGGAGGUGAAAACAGCUAUAGGGAAAAUGUUGGGGAAAUUCAAAUUUUUCAAGUAGUGUUGAUUUUAUUUAAAAACAAACAAACAAACAAAACAAAGAGCAUAGAACUGCGGAUAACUUGUGUUUGGCAUCUGGCACUGGCAUCUGACACUUUGGGCCAAAGCCUCAGCUGGUCUGAAUCAGUGCGGCUCCAUUAAACUCAGCAGGCCAUAUCCCCAUUGGGUAGAAGAGCUAUUGGAGCCAAGGGAACGAGAUCCUGGGUCUCCAUCUAGAGUGAAUGAUAGAAGCAUCAGGAUCUACAGCCAUUCAUGUGCUCUCUUUCUCUCUUUGGGCCAAUAUCUCUUUCA